Molecule: messenger RNA, 1678 nt
Organism: Cyprinus carpio (common carp)
Lineage: Eukaryota; Metazoa; Chordata; Actinopteri; Cypriniformes; Cyprinidae
Product: acidic mammalian chitinase
Biological process (GO): carbohydrate metabolic process; chitin catabolic process
Cellular component (GO): extracellular region
Molecular function (GO): chitin binding; chitinase activity
Source: RefSeq, a predicted model, not a curated record
CACAUGAUGGCAUAUAACAAACUCCUAUAAAAACCCAGGGGUUUUGAUGUUCGUCCUCUCUUUUCUCUUGAGGUUCCCCAGAAAAUUGGGGGGAAAAUGGGGAGACUUACGCUUAUAGCAGGAUUGGGCUUGGUGCUCUGCCAUGUUGCUUUCUCCAUGGAAAUGGGCUGUUAUUUCACCAACUGGUCUCAGUACAGACCUGGAAGUGGAAAGUAUACACCUGCAAAUGUCGACCCUUUCCUUUGUACACACCUAAUCUAUGCUUUUUCAAUCAUCAACCAAAAGAACGAGCUUGUCACCUAUGAGUGGAACGAUGAGACUCUAUACAAGGCCUUCAAUGAACUCAAGAACACAAAUCCCACUCUUAAGACUCUUUUGGCUGUUGGUGGAUGGAACUUUGGUUCUACACAGUUCUCCAUCAUGGUGUCCACUACUGAAAACCGUCAAACAUUCAUCCAGUCUACCAUCAAGUUCCUGAGAACUUAUGGAUUUGAUGGUUUGGACUUGGACUGGGAAUACCCUGGAUCAAGAGGAAGUCCACCUGAAGACAAACGAAGAUUCACACUGCUGUGCAAGGAACUUGUUGAGGCCUAUGCAGCUGAGGCCAAAGCUACUGGCAGACCUCAGCUGAUGCUGACUGCUGCUGUAUCAGCUGGCAAAGGGACAAUUGAUGAUGGAUACGAGAUUGCUGAAAUUGCCAAUUACCUAAACUUCAUCAAUGUGAUGACUUAUGACUUCCAUGGAACUUGGGAAAGAUUCACAGGACACAACAGCCCCCUGUACCAAGGCUCAAAGGAUGAGGGAGACUUGAUCUAUUUCAAUGCCGACUAUGCUAUGCGCUAUUGGAGGGACAAAGGUACCCCUGUGGAGAAACUUAGAAUGGGAUUCGCAACAUACGGUCGCACUUUCCGUCUGACAUCUUCAGAUACUGGCGUCGGAGCCCCAGCUAGUGGACCUGCUUCAGCUGGAAGCUACACUCGCGAGGCUGGAUUCUGGUCUUACUAUGAGAUCUGUGGAUUUCUAGAGGGAACCACAAUCCAGUGGAUUGAGGAUCAGAAGGUGCCUUAUGCCACGAAGAAUGGCGAGUGGGUUGGAUUUGACACCAAGGAGAGCUUCGAAACUAAGGUCCGUUAUCUGAAAGAUCAGAACUUUGGUGGAGCCUUCGUCUGGGCGCUUGAUCUGGAUGACUUUGCUGGACAGUUCUGUAAUCAGGGGAACCAUCCUCUCAUGGGCCAUCUGCGCAAUCUUCUGGAUAUCGAGUUGCCUCCAAGGCCUUCAACCACCACCCCCAAACCUGGCCAAACCACAACACCCACCACAACAACCACCACCACCACCACCACUCAUGCUCCAGGACCAGGAUUCUGUAAUGGAAAGCCAGAUGGACUCUAUCCUCACCCUGAAGACCCUAACAAAUAUUAUAACUGUGCAGGAGGUCAUACCUUUUUGGAAAACUGUGGCAAAGGCACCGUGUUUGAUGACAGCUGUAAAUGCUGUGUUUGGCCCAAGCCCUAAGGGAUCACCUUCUGAGAGACAACUGCAAACAGUGAAACAGUGCACAAAUGACACCAAGCAUCAAUUGUUUUAUGUAAAGUAACAUUAGUGUAAACUGAACGUUUCUUGGUCAUUUUCUCCUCUCUUUAAAGAAAUUAAUAAACUGACUUGUCAUCUGUGGAAA